Trichoderma reesei QM6a is the source of this 2510-nucleotide messenger RNA. RefSeq lists its product as uncharacterized. Gene Ontology annotation, molecular function: protein binding. NCBI's taxonomy places the organism in Eukaryota, Fungi, Ascomycota, Sordariomycetes, Hypocreales, Hypocreaceae. The coding region runs from base 424 to 2253 and encodes 609 amino acids. The record is from RefSeq and is a predicted model, not a curated record. The transcript has 4 exons.
CUCUCUCUCUUCUUCUCUGCCUCCUCCUUUGACACAAAACCUCCACGCAUCGCAUCGAAAUCACGUCCGCCGUUGCCCGCAGAUACGCGAUUCCGCUCCCAAGCUGCGAGUCGCUCUCCCAUCCGCCGCCCGGAUACCAUUUACCGCCUCCAUCGUCAGCCUCGGCCGGUCGAGCUGGAAUUUCGUCACUUCCCUUUUUUGGGGGGGCCAAUUUUUUCUUCUUCUCUUUCUAGGAGGGUGUUUUGAUUUACGGCCUCGAUAGAGCCACGUCGGAAUCUCGAUCCCCCGGCUAAAACGCCUGCUGGUCUCCGGAUCCAGGCGACAGCGGAUACGUUCAAGCAGUCUUCGCGCAAGUUUUUCGCAGCACCGAGUCCUCUUCGCACGAGCUUGCGUCUCGAUCCAUCGAGCCAACCCGCCCAAGCCAUGUCCAUGUAUUCCCAUCGCGGCAUGGGCGCUGUGCCCCCCGGCAAUGCUCGCCUCAACGAGCUGCUGGAGCAGAUCAGGGCCGAGUUCGACAGCCAGCAGCGCCAGACUGAGAACUUUGAGCAUCAGAUCUCAGCGCAGGUCAGCGAAAUGCAGCUGGUGCGAGAAAAGGUUUACGCCAUGGAGCAAACCCAUAUGACGCUCAAGCAAAAAUACGAGGAGGAGAUCAACAUGUUGCGGCAUCAGCUCGAGGUCGCUCGCAAGGGAGCUCCGCAGGCAGGCCUCCAGGGCCCUCCUCAGCACGCCGGACCCUCCCAGCAGCCUCCCUCGAUUGCGCCUGGAGGUGGCCUCUUCAGCGGCAUCAUGGCCGGCGGCAACCAGGGUGGCCUUGCGCCGCCUCAGCCCCAGGCUCCUCCCCAGGAGCAGCAGAUGGGCCCUCACCACCACCAGAUGGCCCAGGGGCCUCCCGGACUGCCCGUCCCUCCCCCGCACCCCAACGCGCCGCAGCAGCAACAACAGCCGCCGCCGCAGCAGCAGCCUCCGUACCAGCAGCAGGCCUAUCAGGGCCCCAACGGCAUGGGCCCUCAGGCGCCGCCAAGCACGGCCUCGCCUGGCCCGGGCCGACGAGGCAUUGGCCGUCCGCCGAAUGCUGUCGGGCCUGCGACGCCCCAGAUCAACACCCCCGUGCCGUAUCCCGGCAAUGCCCAGUCGCCGCAAGUGAGCCACCCGACUCCCGACCACGCUCGCAUGGGGGGCCCCCGAGCGCCCCCGCCUCCCAUCAGCAACGCCCUCGGCGAUCUCGAGGUCGACGCCGUCGCGCCUCACAACAAGAAGACGGGCAAUGACUGGUACGCCAUCUUCAACCCGCAGGUCCAGCGCGUCCUGGACGUCGACCUGGUCCAUUCCCUGACCCACGAGAGCGUCGUCUGCUGUGUCCGCUUUAGCCACGACGGCAAGUAUGUCGCCACGGGCUGUAACAAGUCGGCCCAGAUCUUUGACGUCCAGACGGGCGAAAAGGUGUGCGUCUUGGAGGACCAUAAUGCCACCGACAUGGCUGCCGACCUCUACAUCCGCAGCGUCUGCUUCAGCCCCGACGGCCGAUACCUGGCUACCGGUGCCGAGGACAAGUUGAUCCGGGUGUGGGAUAUUGCCACUCGAACUAUCCGCAACCACUUCUCGGGCCACGAGCAAGACAUUUACUCGCUCGACUUUGCGCGCGACGGCCGCACCAUCGCUUCGGGCAGUGGUGACAGGACUGUCCGUCUGUGGGACAUUGAGCAGGGCACCAACACCCUGACGCUGACGAUUGAGGAUGGCGUCACCACCGUUGCCAUUUCUCCCGACACGCAGUUUGUUGCCGCCGGCUCGUUGGAUAAGAGCGUUCGUGUCUGGGACAUCAUGACGGGCUUCUUGGUCGAGCGUCUCGAGGGCCCCGAUGGGCACAAGGACAGCGUCUACUCGGUGGCGUUCUCGCCCAACGGCAAGGACCUCGUCAGCGGCAGUCUGGAUCGCACGAUCAAGAUGUGGGAGCUCAGCUCGCCUCGCGGCCCUCCCAGCUCCGGUACCAAGGGCGGCAAGUGCGUCAAGACGUUUGAGGGCCACCGGGACUUUGUCCUGUCCGUUGCGCUGACCCCUGACGCCAACUGGGUCUUGUCCGGCUCCAAGGAUCGCGGUGUUCAGUUCUGGGACCCGCGCACGGGAACUACACAGCUCAUGCUUCAGGGACAUAAGAACUCCGUCAUUUCAGUGGCUCCCAGUCCCCAGGGCGGCUACUUUGCGACUGGUUCCGGAGACAUGAAGGCUCGCAUCUGGUCUUACCGCCCUUAUUAGGCAACGGGAAGACGGUGAGGGGCACACAGGGCAGUGGGUGGGGUGGCCAAGGAGUAGCAACGAGUCGAUAUUCAGAGAUUUGGGGGAAAGACGGAAGGGGCUUGGAGAGGCUUAGGAAUAGGACGAACUGUCGCCGAAAGUGCUCUUUAUACUUUGGAAUACGUGUUACGAGGCAAUAUUACGCGGGGUGGUGGUUAUUAUUUUAACGUACGGAGGCUGGCGCACAGGCGGGAAAGCACAGCCCCUUGUUUUUUUUU